AUGGGUGGUGCCAGUGCGAAAAGGAAGAAGGAAAAGAAGAAGGACUUCCAGAAACCCAAAUUAAAGGUUGGCAAAGCGAAACCAAAGGCAGCCAACGCAACAAAUACCAGCUUCAAGGCAAAAGCAAUUGCACUGAAGCAGCAGUCCCUCUCAGCGAAUGCUCCUACCGUGGAAGCGCAAUGUGCGCAUCACUUGGGCCUCCUUAAUCACAAAUCAGAUACUCAACGUCGAGACUCUCUGGCUUAUCUGACGAGUGUACUUUCCACCCACCCCCCAAACGUUCCACUCCCCCAACCGUCGUCUGUGAUCAUACCUACUGCACAGCGCCUGAUCCUGGACGGCUCGAAUGCGGUUCGACAGCAACUCCUCAAGCUCUUACAGAGCUUGCCCAGGGAUGACAUUGCUGGCCACACCGACCAGCUUCUACUGCACACCAGGGCUGGAAUGACACACCUCUCCACCGAAAUCCGGCUCUUCGCCCUCGACGUCUUGGAAUGGUUGCUCUCUGCGGCCGGCGAUGAUGUGGUCAGCUGCGCUGGAGGGUGGGUCAAAACGCUGAAAUGUUUCCUGAGCCUGCUAGGUUGGAAGAAUGAUACAUCGAGCAAAUGGUCGUCAGCCAUGUCUUUUAGCAAGUCUUCGAGCUCGGACGCCAAAGUGCAGGUCAAGCAGAUGAAUGCGCUCACGCUUUUCCUCAAAACCGGCCUGUUCCCUUCUCAAACUUGGACGGCGGCUAGAGGAGGAGCUGAGCACUUCCCUCUGUGGCAAACGGAGCACCAUGUGCUAUCCGAGAGAUCCAACACGUAUGCCCAUUUGAAUCUGUUCGGGGCAGCAAGAGACGAGGAAGCAGAGAUGUACGAAGACAGGGAAGACAGGCAGCGCGUGUUCCACGACCGCGCGGAAGCCUCUAUUGUUUCCGGGAUUGAACUGGUCAUCAAAGGCGGGGGAGAGCCUGGUCGUGCUGCGGCGCAGUUGCGUAAGACGUUGAAGGAUGGCAUGAUAGAUUACCGCGCUUGA
Messenger RNA from Periconia digitata, 1014 nucleotides. The record is from the annotation of a GenBank genome assembly. NCBI's taxonomy places the organism in Eukaryota, Fungi, Ascomycota, Dothideomycetes, Pleosporales, Periconiaceae.